Molecule: messenger RNA, 1619 nt
Organism: Lacerta agilis (Sand lizard)
Lineage: Eukaryota; Metazoa; Chordata; Lepidosauria; Squamata; Lacertidae
Product: membrane-spanning 4-domains subfamily A member 4A-like
Exons: 7
Coding region: 154-918 (254 amino acids)
Cellular component (GO): membrane
Source: RefSeq, a predicted model, not a curated record
CAGCAACACUAAAAGCCUCAAUUCUCAUACAGGCUAAGCGCGCCUCUGGGGCCAUCCCUGUAUCAUCUACAAAGCCAUUAAAGGCAGACGCUUAAAUUCCCUAACUGCAUGCUUUCAAGGGAGAGAGGCAGUUAAGACUAGAAAUUGGCCUCCAUGGAUCCAGGGGGCUCGAGAACUAUUAUUUCAACUCAGAUUGUGCCCCACAAGCUUUCUGAGACACCCAUAGUUCCAGAGGGCUCUGGAGCAGGGCCUCCGACUCAGAUUGUGACCCAACAACCUCAGCUUUUCUCCAGCGUUGAGGCCAGCCCUUCUCUGCAGGGGCCACUGAAGAAAUUUUAUGCCGGGGAGCCGCUGGCACUGGGGAUCACUCAGAUACUCAUAGGCAUCACGGGAAUGGCUUUUGGGCUUGUGAUGAAUGUGGCGUCUAAUGACUUCUUGCUUUAUGUGAACAUAAUGACCCCGUAUUGGACAGGAGUCCCGUACCUCAUUUCAGGAUCCCUGUCUGUGGCAGCUGCUAGCAACCCCAAGAAGCCACUGGUGAAGAGCAUGCUGGGAUUGAAUGUGGUGAGUGCCAUAGCUUCUGGCCUUGGGAUUAUCAUCCUUUCUUCAUCUUUGGCUAUUUCAGGCCUGGGGUUUAAUGCCAGGUAUUGGUGCAGGAACCUUGAUACAAAACUGGCUCGUAGGUGUUAUGAAACCAAAGUCAUCCCUGAGAAUAUACUGUCUGGAAUGAUGGCUGUUCACCUGGCAUUCACCAUCCUCGAAUUCUGCAUCUCCAUCUCCACUGCUGCCUUUGGGUGCAAGACGGUGUGCUUGAAAACCCACACAGAAACGGUUGUGGUGGUUUACCAGAACACGAUUCUGGGCAGUGCUAAUGCUGCCAAUCUCCCGGCUUCUGGCAAGGAUGCAGAGAAUACCUGAAUUGUCGCUUCCUCCAUGCAAUGGUCCUGGAGUCCUGCCUCAAUAUCAAGAGCAGAAAGAUUCAGACUUUUUCAUCCGUAUGUACAUAUAUUCCAAACAGGCUUCUUAACAGAUCUCCAAUGAAAAGGAUAACCCGCCUAAGACAACGUAUACCAUGAACUACACAAAACAAGAUAAAUAGGCAUGGAGAACCCUGAUGACAAUGGGGAAUGGCCUUGAGCCAGCAGAACUUUAAAAUUUUGGAUCAAAAUCUAAACUUGGUGUGAUAUAUGACAUGCCUAAAGCCCAACUAGGGAUGAAUGGGAAUCUUUAAAAUCAAGGGACCUAGACAAAAGUGGUUUUCUGUUUUGCAAGCUGCCUGGAACCCUUAGCAAUUGACUUUUGAUAGAUUCUCAGUAGUGCUAAUUACUGACAUUACUAAUCUGAAAAUGGUAAUUAAGAGGAGUAUACAUAGUGUUACUUUGACACUACUGCUAUAUUUUAUAAAGUCUCAAUCACAAUUUCAGUGGGACACUUGGGUAUGCUUCUUCUUCCAAAUUCCAUUGCAGGGAGGUGUUUUUUGAGGGGCACCAUUGUUGAGAAGCCUUGCUCACAAACUGUUAAUAAACCUAUGGCCCCAGUAAAUUUGCUAAUAUGUCAUUGCUGUCAUUUCUUCUUUCUCUAUGUUUGAUACUAAAGAAAAACCCUGUCGAUUUUACGGA